This is a messenger RNA of Aspergillus alliaceus, 241 nucleotides long. RefSeq lists its product as uncharacterized. Bases 31 to 228 code for a protein of 65 amino acids. The transcript has a single exon. The record is from RefSeq and is a predicted model, not a curated record. NCBI's taxonomy places the organism in Eukaryota, Fungi, Ascomycota, Eurotiomycetes, Eurotiales, Aspergillaceae.
GGAGAAGAGGGAACGGAGUACAGAGCAGUCAUGUUGCCCUACGGGAGCUUUUUCAGACGUAUCGAAUAUCAUCCUGGAAAUGACUGCAUAAGAGGGAUCUUAAUCAUGUUACACAUUACUGUCAUUCAUUUAUGUUAUAUGACGCAGCUUUUCUUAAAUGUUCUUUCGUUUGUAUCGUGUUGCGUUUGCUUUUUAAUUAUAUUUUUUUUCCCUUGCGGUCAUCUUUAAUUAUCACUGUUAU